Messenger RNA from Lachancea mirantina, 585 nucleotides. The record is from the annotation of a GenBank genome assembly. Lineage: Eukaryota; Fungi; Ascomycota; Saccharomycetes; Saccharomycetales; Saccharomycetaceae.
AUGGAUAUAGAAAAAUAUGCGGAAAAGUUUGAGGCUUUGAAAAGACGCGGUGUUCGUGUUUCCGUGGAUAAUCGAAAAAAGCUGAUCAAAGAAGAACGAGAAGUAGAAGAAACUGGUAAACCAAGAGUUUACAGCAUGAAGGAAGAAGAUAUUGAGUCAAAUGAUGCUGUCGACGCAAAUCAUGUGAAAAAGGACUUACUUAACUAUUCAUUACGAGACUACGAUAAGUGGAACAGCCGAGGUGUUGAGAAAGAGACAACUACGAGAUCGAAAAAUAUGAAAAGCGACUUACAAGAUCUAGCAAAGUCUACGUACGAUAAAGACGUCAAAAAACUGGUAACCACUGCCCCAGGAGUGUCGAAACCAACUUUGAAUUCUAGAGGGAAAAUUGUAGCAAACGACGACUGGCGUUUGAUCGAUAAGCUAGCAUCGUCAUUGAAAAGAACCGCACGGGAGAGACACGAGGAACUGGGGAAAAAAUGGAAAGCCCAGCAUGAAUCAUCGGAGGUCGCCAAUUAUGUCAACAAUAAGAAUAAACAGUUUAAUGCAAAGCUGGCGCGACAACUAAGGAAAACGGACGACUAG